Prunus dulcis (almond) is the source of this 1070-nucleotide messenger RNA. Its product is annotated as auxin-responsive protein SAUR71-like. NCBI's taxonomy places the organism in Eukaryota, Viridiplantae, Streptophyta, Magnoliopsida, Rosales, Rosaceae. The record is from RefSeq and is a predicted model, not a curated record. The transcript has a single exon. The coding region runs from base 213 to 632 and encodes 139 amino acids. Gene Ontology annotation, biological process: response to auxin.
ACCUUCUCUCAUCAUCACCUUUCCAUGUCUCACAUUACCCUCUCUCUCUCUCUCUCCUCUCCUUUCUUUAUUCCCUCUCCUGCCCUUUAUAUAUUCCACUUCUCCCCUCACACCUCUCACACCCACCACCACUCCAUCAUCUCUUCUUCUCUCUCUGGAAAAACUUCUCUCUUCGGCUCCUCGCACAGUCCGUACACAUCAUCACCAUCAUCAUGAAGCAGUUGAUCAGGCGGCUCUCCCGCGUCGCCGACUCGUCACAGUACUGCCUCCUGCGCUCCGCCGACACGGCGUCGUCCCGCCCACGCCGAAGCGAGUCGUUUCGGGUGAAGCUCCGCCGCCGCAGGUCCUCCGCCGGCGAACCGGUGGUUCCCGAGGGACACGUGCCGGUCUACGUUGGCGACGAGAUGGAGCGGUUCGUGGUUCAUGCCGAGCUGCUGAACCACCCGGUCUUCGUCGAGCUUCUGAACAAGUCGGCUCAGGAGUACGGCUACGAGCAGAAGGGCGUGCUCCGGAUCCCUUGUCACGUGAUCGUCUUCGAGCGAGUGCUGGAGGCUCUCCGCCUCGGGCAGCCCCCGUCUCGUGACCUGCACGACCUCCUGAGCUCGAUCUCCGACGACCUGAGAUCCUGGUAGAUUCGGAAAUUUAGGGAAAUGUUUUGGCCUUUUUUUGUAAAUACGGUGGCGUUUUCGAUCGAAGCGAAGCAAAAGAGUAAAGAGCAGUUGCAAGGUCCUAAAAAAAAAAAAGUUUUUUUGUUUUUUUUUUCGGUGUUGUAAAGGGAAAGAAUACUACUCAGGCUUUAGAGUGUGCCUAGAAAUGCUAGUGCUGGUCUCUCUGUAUAAUUGAAUUACAGUCAUGGCAAAAACGGAAAAUACUUGUACUUUUUUGUCCUAAUCUUUGUGUUGCUUCUUUCUCGACUUAUUUUCUUUCUUCUUCCUGUUUGUUUCCCGGGAAACCUGGGGAGAAACGGUGAAGAAAAUCACGUAACACUAAAAUUGGGGUUCCGUGAGUGCCAAUUUUCAAGAGGGAUGAUUGUCUCUGUUUAAUUUAUGGAAAUGGACGAUGAUUUUUGA